AUGGGCAAGUCUUCGAAGCGCUCCCGCGACACCGCGGAGGACGUCAACUCCAUCGCCAUCGUCAAGAAGAGCAAGGUCGACGAGUCUGGCAAGGCCGAGGUCACCAAGGUCGAGACUGAGGCUCCUACCAAGGUGAAGAAGGACAAGAAGGAAAAGAAGGAGAAGAAGGAAAAGAAGGAGAAGAAGUCCAAGUCCGAAACUACCGAGGAGGAGCCCACCGCCAAGGAGGAGAAGAAAGAAAAGAAGGACAAGAAGAAGGACAAGAAGGAGAAGGACAAGUCCGCCCCCGCCGCUGAAGAGACCAAGGCCGAAGAGUCCACCACCGACAAGAAGAGCAAGAAGGAUAAGAAGAAGGACAAGAAGAAGAACAAGGAGUCCAAGACAGCCGAGGAGGAGAAGGAGCCCAAGGAGGAGAAUGGCGAGGAGAAGGAGGAGGAGGAGGAAAAGGGCGCCAAGGGAUCCCGCUUCAUCAUCUUCGUCGGCAACAUGCCCUACUCGGCCACCGCCGACACCAUCAAGGAGCACUUUGCGUCGGUGCACCCCAUCUCGGUCCGCCUGCUCACCCACCGCGACCAGCCGACCAAGUCCAAGGGCACCGCUUUCGUCGAGUUCGGCCGCUUCGACCACAUGAAGACGGCGCUCGAGAAGUUCCACCACAGCGAGAUGUUGGAUGAUAAGGGUGUGCCGAGGAAGAUUAACGUUGAGUUGAGUGCCGGCGGAGGAGGCAAAACCGCCCAUCGCCAAGAUAAGAUCAAGGAGAAGAACCGCAAGCUCAACGAGGAGCGCUUGAACCGCCAGCAGAACCAGGAGAAGGCCAAGAUUGAGAAGGCCGCCAAGAAGGCCGAAGCUCCUGCCGAUGGCGCUGCUGCUCCUGCUGCGCCCGAGAGGAACGACGAGGAUGCUAUCCACCCUUCGAGAAGAGCGCGCGUGGACUUGGACGGCACCGGUGCCAAUGGUGGUGACGAUGAGUACGAUGAUGGUGGAUAUGGUGGUGGUGGCUUUGGUGGUCGUGGUCGCGGUGGCGGUCGGGGACGUGGUGGAGGUCGUGGACGUGGCGGUCGUGGUGGUGGUGGCCGUGGCCGUGGUGGUGGUGGUUUCAAGAAGUGGUAG
This is a messenger RNA of Sordaria macrospora k-hell, 1110 nucleotides long. RefSeq lists its product as uncharacterized. Gene Ontology annotation, cellular component: nucleolus. Gene Ontology annotation, biological process: ribosomal small subunit biogenesis. Gene Ontology annotation, molecular function: rRNA binding. NCBI's taxonomy places the organism in Eukaryota, Fungi, Ascomycota, Sordariomycetes, Sordariales, Sordariaceae. The record is from RefSeq and is a predicted model, not a curated record.